Molecule: messenger RNA, 1374 nt
Organism: Lathyrus oleraceus (garden pea)
Lineage: Eukaryota; Viridiplantae; Streptophyta; Magnoliopsida; Fabales; Fabaceae
Source: RefSeq, a predicted model, not a curated record
GCCUUAUCCAUUUCAACCUUUCACAAGUUCUGCUUUAAACAUACUCCCACAUACACACUCUCAUGAAUCACAAAACUACAAAAUCAUUUUCAGUUUUCGAUAAACACAUCAACACGCGUCCCUGUACGUGGCGAUUCAACCUUCGCACGUGUCAGACAUUGAAAUUUCCAAAACCAUACUCACCCACACAAUCCUAGAUUUUUUCUCAAGUCCAAUACCUCAAUUCGCCUAUAAAAACAUCAGGUUUCAUUUCAUCAAUCACAAAACAAACCUCUUAGACAAUAACAACAAUCUUAAACCAAAAACUUCACCUUGUUUUAUUUAGUUUGUUUGUGAAGAAUAACAAUAACAAUGUCUCAGUAUCAAAACCAAUAUGGUGCUCAAACAGGUAUGACCGACGAAUAUGGAAACCCAGUGAACCAAGUUGAUCAAUAUGGCAACCCUAUUAGUGGCGGUGGUGGGUUAACUGGUGAAGCCGGUAGACAGCAUUAUGGAACUACCGGUGGUGCUACUGGUCAGGGUCAUGGUCAUGGUCAACAACAUCGCGGAGUUGAUCAAACCACAGGGUAUGGGACUCAUACAGGUGGUGUGGGUGGUUAUGGAACCAAGCCUGAGUAUGGAAGCACCAACACUGGAAGUGGUUAUGGUACAGGAACAGGGUACGGUGGAAGUGGAACCAAUCCUGAGUAUGGAAGCACCAACACUGGAAGUGGUUAUGGUACAGGAACAGGGUACGGUGGAAGUGGAACCACUGAGUAUGUGAGAGAGGAGCAUCAUGGAGAUAAGAAAGGGGUUAUGGACAAGAUUAAGGAAAAGAUUCCUGGUACUGAACAAUCAAGAACCCAUACUGAUGGAACAGGGUAUGGAUCAACUGGUUAUGGAGCUAGUGGUGGUGGAAUUGGAAACACUGGUCAAGAGUAUGUGAGAGAGGAGCGUCAUGUUCAUCCUGGAGAUAAGAAACAUGGAAGCGCUGGUCAAGAGUAUGUGAAAGAGGAGCGUCGUGGCAUUGGAAACACUGGUCAAGAGUAUGUGAGAGAGGAGCAUCGUGUUGAUCAUGGAGAGAAGAAAGGGAUUAUGGACAAGAUUAAGGAGAAGCUUCCUGGUACUGGAGGAUGUACUGGACACUAGAUCAUGAUUAGUAUCUGGUACUGGAGGAUGUCGACAGAGUACCUUUCUGGCAGUGGACACUAGAUCAUGAUCAUGAUUAAUAUCUAUAUAUGCAUAGGAUCGAUAAUAAAUAAACUUUUGGUUUUAGUAAUAUGUUUGUUUCAUGUGUGAUGUAAUAUAUAAAGUCGUUUCAAGGAUAUAUAAAUAUGAGGAGGUGGGUGUAUAAUAAUGGAUAUAUACAUGAAUACAAUAAUCCUUGUUUUAAAA